CGGGGUGGCGGGACCAGAGGCGAGGUUCUGUUCACGCUGGGCUGUGGCCCCGCCGGGCUGUGGUCAUGGAACUCAGCGCCGACUACCUCCGCGAGAAGCUGCAGCAGGACCUGGAGGCAGAGCAUGUGGAGGUGGAGGACACGACUCUGAACCGUUGCGCGACCAGCUUCCGAGUCCUGGUGGUGUCGGCUAAGUUCGAGGGAAAGCCACUGCUCCAGAGACACCGGCUGGUGAACGAGUGCUUAGCCGAAGAGCUCCCGCACAUCCAUGCCUUUGAGCAGAAAACUCUGACCCCAGAGCAGUGGACCCCACAGCGGCAGGAAUGAGGGACCCAGGCCUGAACGAGCAUUAAAUUUUAAACCUGGCCCAGCUGGUUUCAGUGUGCUGUUUGAAGACUGAGGCUGAGUCAAGGAAGUGGCUUUCCCCUCUCCUCCAGCCAUUGUUUUGGCAAAUUUGGAUGAAUUUCUUUCCUGAACCCUCUAGGUCCCAACCUAAAUAGAUGGAAGUUCUGUUCUU
Messenger RNA from Rattus rattus (black rat), 516 nucleotides. Its product is annotated as bolA-like protein 2. NCBI's taxonomy places the organism in Eukaryota, Metazoa, Chordata, Mammalia, Rodentia, Muridae. The transcript has a single exon. The record is from RefSeq and is a predicted model, not a curated record. Gene Ontology annotation, cellular component: cytosol; nucleus. The coding region runs from base 66 to 326 and encodes 86 amino acids. Gene Ontology annotation, biological process: intracellular iron ion homeostasis. Gene Ontology annotation, molecular function: 2 iron, 2 sulfur cluster binding.